This is a messenger RNA of Quercus lobata, 438 nucleotides long. RefSeq lists its product as uncharacterized. The transcript has a single exon. The coding region runs from base 1 to 438 and encodes 145 amino acids. The record is from RefSeq and is a predicted model, not a curated record. Gene Ontology annotation, molecular function: nucleic acid binding; RNA-DNA hybrid ribonuclease activity. NCBI's taxonomy places the organism in Eukaryota, Viridiplantae, Streptophyta, Magnoliopsida, Fagales, Fagaceae.
AUGGGUGAUUCGAACCUGGUGGUCAGCCAGGCCAAAAGGAUCUUCUUCCUAAAGAAACCCAGCCUAGCCCCAUACAAAGCAAUGGUCCAGAAAAUGGAGAAGAAAUUUUCAACCUUUGAAAUAGAACAUGCUCCAAGGAACGAAAACUGGUUUGCGGAUGCGUUAGCUGCACUAGGCUUACAAAUAAUGUUCGAAUGGGAUAACACCAGGGUAGAGGUUAGCAAGAGGGAAGAAUUUAUUAUUGAGGUAUUGAAGGAAAGGUUCCUGGAGGAAUGGUGCGAAGGGGAUUGGCGAAUCCUCAUAAGGAAAGCCUUGAUGAAAGGAGAAGGUGCCAUAGAACUGAAGGUACUAAAAGACUACGCCCUGGUGAGAGGAGAACUGUACCGCAGGAUGCCCGGUGGGGUCUUUUCCAGAUGCGUAGGGCAGGAGGAGGCCUAG